AUGGAGUCGGAGCCCAGCAGCUCCAGCUCUCCGCUGCCGGACGGCAUUUCUUCGAAGCGCACGCUUCGGCACCCGCCCACGCGGAAGUAUCUGCCGCCGGAGCAGGGCGAUGAGGUUGUAGUGCGAUAUUCCCUGGCACUUGCGGGGCAACAGCUGCAAAGUACAGGCGGCGACAGCAUCGCCUUCACCAUUGGUGCUGCCGCCAGCCAAGGGCCGCCCCUGCGGGUGCUGCAGACGCUGGUCCGGCAGCUGUAUCAAGGUGAGGACGCGGAGUUCACCAUUGAGCUCGGCAUAUUGGAGGACCUAAGCUUGGACGGCUGGGCGCCGAACACCCAGACACAGCUGCAGCUGGAACUGGUGAAAUGUCCCCUGCGGGAGGAUCUCUUCGGCGAUCAAGGUGCCAUCAAGCGCAUCAUCAAAAGCUCUGAAGGUCGACACCCAAAGGAUGGAGAUGAAUGUCAGGUGUCCUACAAAAUCACUGAAAAAGGUGCCGCCGGUCCGCCCCUCUCCGUGGAGGAAGGUGUCUACAAGAUCGGCGGUAUGGCGCCGCAGCUAGGGCAACUGGCACAGGUCUUUGACAAAGCUUUGUUGUCGAUGAAGUUGAAGGAGGAAGUCGUGGUGACAUGCCGCCCCAAUGGCCCCUUUGGGCCGAAAGCCGGGCUAAGUUUGGAGAUCUCCUUGACCUUAGAGGAGAUCUUCCAAGUGCACGAUGUGAGCCUAGGCAAGUACGAUGGGGCGGUGCUUCGGAAGCGGCUCAAGGAGGGUGCUGGCCCGCACCGCUUGCACGACACGGGCCGUGUGCGCGUGAGGGUGCUCACUGUGACCUCCAAUCGUGACAAGGUGAGUGGCCGUCCCUUCGAAGUGAGUUUUGUGGCAGGAGAUGGUGAGGUCUGCGACGCAAUGGAAGGAGCAGUUCUUGGCCUCCAGGAAGGUGAUGAGCUCAUGUUGCGCGUCAUGGAGCCUGCCUGCUGCGAGGGCUUGAUCGAGAUCGAGACACCAUUGGAAGCGCCGGUCAUGGUGCAUUUCACGGUGCUAGAGGUUCAGCAAGUCCCCGAAAAGUGGGACCUGGCGCCUCCCGAGCGCUUGGAGCGGGCCGUUGCGCAGCGGCACCUUGCAGGGCGCUUGUUUCAGGCGCAACGGCUGAGGCUCGCAGCGAAACACUACCAGGAGAUUGCUUCGUUUCUAGCCCGGCCGGAAGAUUUCAAGGAGCAGCGGGCGGAAGCCUUGGAGCUGCGGCGCGUGGCCUUUCUCAACGAAGCCGCUUGCAUGCUGCAGCUGGGAGAGAUGUCACAUGUCAAGGAUUUGUGCGACAAAGUGCUGAAAGAGGAGCCGGAACAGCCCAAGGCGCUCUUCCGCCGCGCGAAGGCGCUGCUGGCGCUGAAGGAACAUCAGGCUGCGGUGGAGGAUUUGCAACGCUUGAAGGAAGUGGAUCCAUCGAAUGUCGCAGGGCAACGCUUGCUGCGGAAAGCCAAGGAGGAGCUGCGAAAGCAGGAUCGCGUCUCUUCCAAGACCUACUCCAAGAUGUGCGCAGGUCUGGGCGACUUCCCCGAAGACCUUCGGGCGCCAAAGACGUCGCCAAAUUCGUUGGUGGAAGCGCCGGACUUGGAGGAGGAGUAUGCCAAGUUGUCGCGCGAAACUGGGGUGCCAUUGCACCGCCUGAAGCCGGUGAAGCUCAAGGGUUUCGUUCAUCGCAAAAAGAGGUCGAGCGUGCAGUGCAUGCCAUGCAGUGCUUUUGAAUCUUACCUCAACACUGGUGGCGCGGAGCUGCUGGUUGCGACCAGGGAUGACAAGUCGAAGAACGUGGGAUGGUUGACAGAUGCACAGCUGCGCAACUUCAACACCGCGGCGGUUGAGCGCAUGACGGCUGUGGAUGAUGGCCGUUGGGUUGGGACUCACUUCAACAAUGAGGAUGAGAACGGUGGCUAUGGCUGGGGCCACGAUGAAUGGCCACCGAGGAGCUCAGACAAGCCGUCCGAGCGCCUGAAAGUCCCGACCUUUGAUGGUGGCGGAGAAGAACAUGAUGUUGGUCAUUCGGCCAGAUCCUACAUACGUCGUGUGCAGGUGUGGCUGCGCUGCACCAAGAUGCCGGCCCACCAGAGGGCCUUGGCACUUUACGAUGCCUUGACAGACCGUGCUUGGGUCUAUGCGGAGGAGCUCGAUGUGGACAUCCUGGCGUCCGAUGGUGGCGUCAGGUAUUUCCUUGAAUGGGUGCAAACACGUUUCAUGGAUGUGGAAGUGACAAAGAUCGCGCAGAUGAUGAACGACCUCUUCCGCAAGUGCAAGCGCAGGGGAGGACAAUCCGUUAGGGAUUUCAAUGUGGAGUUCGAGCGCAUGGUUUUGCGGUUGCACGAAGUGAAGUGCAACCUUCCACCGUUGAUCAAGGCAUGGCUUUACUUGGACAAACUGAGGCUAUCAGAGCACGAAGAGCUAGCGCUCUUGGCUUCAGUUGGCAAUGAGUAUGACGUCAGGCGACUCCAACAUGCAGCCCUUGUCCAAGAUCGCAAUGCUCGUCGCAACUCCAAUGAGGGCUGGAAGGGCAACAAUCACCAUGAGACUGGCAAGGGCAGAUGGGGCCGUCAGACGGUCCACUUGACCGGCCUGGACGAUGGCUCCAGUGGAGACGAUGAGGAUCCACUGGGCGGCCGUCACCAUGAGAGUGAGUCUGACCUGAUGGAAGAGAAUGUUGCGGAGGCUCAGCACUCGGCAUUCAUGGCCUAUCAGGGCGCCAAAGCAAAGUACAAAGAGGCCAUCAAGGGGAGAGGCACAGAUCCUGGAGAGCUUGAGAAGAGGGCCAGUGAACGGCUCCGUCUUGCAAAGCAGCGGUCGUAUUGCAGUGCAUGCAAGAGACGCGGCCACUGGCAUAAGGAUCCUGAGUGCCCCCUUCGAGGCCGAAGCGCUGCAGCUGCUUCAGCCCCACGAGAUGGAGUUCAACAAGCUCAGAUGUGCCACACCGUCAACAUGGUGCGCACGUGCCUCGCUGCUGAGGGCCUGUCUGAGACCCACCAUUCAAGUGAGCCGGCUUUUCAACUUGCUAUAGUGGACACCGCAUGUUCAAAGUCAGUAGCUGGCUAUGAUUGGUUUGAAGCAUUUUGCAACCAGUCUGAUUUGCUAGGUCACAGUUUUGAGAUUUUGGAUGAAACCGAGCACUUCAAGUUUGGUGCUUCCAGGGUGCAUCGUUCAGCGUUUUCCAUUUGGGCAUGGUUCGGCAUAGCUGGAAAGUGGGUCGCUGUCAAGAUAGCCAUUGUCCACUGCAAAGUGCCGUUGCUUUUGAGCCGACCUGCCCUAGCACAGUUAGGCAUGACUUUUGAUGUAGCACAGCACCAAGUCAACUUGAAGAAGUUGAACGUUUGUGAGAUCCCGCUGAAGCAGAGCACUACCGGUCAUCCAGCCUUAGUUGUUUCAGAUUUUCCGGCUGGCAGUCCUCCAAUUUUGGACGCCGCAGCUGGGGACGAAGUGUGGGUGCCCGCUCAGGAGGUAUACAUGGCUUGCCAGUCCGUGGGUAGGGAGACAUCUCUUGCAGUUGAGCGUCCUUCAGAAACUCUCUUCUACCCCAAGAAAAUCCCUCUUGAAGUUGAGAACAUGUUGCAAACCUCUCCUUUGCCCUGCUCUUCGUUUUUUGCUUGGUGGAGUCAUGCGAAUCAAAGUCGAGAUUUUUGGAUUGAAACCGAGAAUGAAAUGAUUAGGGUUCAUGUGGUCCCUCGCAAAUUCAAGUUUGAUCCAACCAAAUGGUCCACCAAGAAUGUGGAGCAGAAGAGCCAGUUGCUUGCAUGUUUAGAGGGCCAACGCAUUUCAGAACGGAUGUCAUGUUUGUCCGAUGGAGUGUUUUUUGAAGUCGAAGUUGACUCAAUCAAUGACGGUGGGGCUGUGGAAGACCGACAUGACCAAUGGAUCGGCCGCAGUCGUUUUCAGAAGACUGCUCGAGCCUUGCCAGAUUUCCACAAGCUCGCCGAUGUCCAGUCAGCAGAACCUGCAGUCGCCAUGGAAGAUGCAUCGCGACGAGUUGCGGGCGGAGCUGCACAAGCGCCAAGUGCCCUUCCACUCUUCUUGGACGGUGCCGGAGCUUCGAGCGGUCCUGAUGGAGACCCGUGCUCAGGACCCAAACUGCCAGAAAGUCACGAACCCCAUGAAGGGCAUCUCAAAGAUGAAUCUGAGCGAGCUGACCCAAAUGGCUCGCGAUGCCCACAUCGAGCUUCCUUCGAAGCCCACACGCGGCUGGCUGAUCCUGGCUCUUCGCCAGGCCCGCUCCACGUCGGCAGAGACGGUGGUGCCUUUUGGGAAGUUCAAGGUUUGGAUGUAUCGGGAGAUCCCUUUGGGUUAUCGGUCAUGGGCCAUAUUGCGGAAGUGGAGACUGUGGGGGAGGCAGCGGCUCACCCCGAUCUGGUCCGCCUCGCAACUUGGGCCAAGGACAACUUGGAGACAACCGAGGAGGCUGCCAAGCAGACGAAGAGCCUGGCCAAGGACCCAGAAGCAGCUGCGAAAGUUCCGGUGCCCAAGCUCAGCGAUCUGGGUUACCGCAGCUCAGGCAGCGAUUGGAGCAAGGUGUCGUCGUGUCCGGCACCACGUCGGGCUCGCAACCGGCGAACCCAGCAGGAUGUGGAAGAGCUGUCCUCGGACAUGGAGGAGGAAGAGAAGGGGACGGCCGAGCAGAUCGAAGCUUUGGAAAAGAGGAUUGCGGCCCUGAAGAAGAAGGCGGCAACCUAG
Molecule: messenger RNA, 4701 nt
Organism: Cladocopium goreaui
Lineage: Eukaryota; Dinophyceae; Suessiales; Symbiodiniaceae
Source: the annotation of a GenBank genome assembly